AUGCGCUUUAUCUCCGCCGCCGCCGCCGUCUCUUUCUUCGUCGCUCUUACCGUCGCGCAAGCAGACUUUAGAGGGCUUCCCGACUGCUCCCUCUCCUGCGCCAUCGACACCGUCGGCAGCUGCAGUACUUCCGAUGUUAAAUGCAUUUGCACCAACCCAGAGCUGAUUAGCGAGCUCGCGUGCUGCAUCUCGGACCUCUGUAGUACGGCUGACCAACAAGCUACUAUCAGCUUCAUCAGUACCAUCUGCAGUAGUUACGAACUAUCCGUCCCUACCUCCGCAUCUUGCCCUACGAGAUCCUCUCAGAUCUCAUCUCUCAGUGCGACCGGGUUCCGUACUGGGAUCCCGGCUCCCGUUGCGGCUCCUUCUGGUAGUCCCACCUCACAAGGCGAUAGUACUACAACAACAGUCACCCCACCGGCCGGAACCAGUGCUGGCGGUAGUACCGGGCUCAGUACCGCCGUGAGCGCCGGGAUAGGCGUCAGUGUGGCAGUUGGCGUGCUGCUCUCUUGUGCCAUUGGAUUUUUCAUAUUCCGGGUAUUGGCAAAGAAACGGAAGGAGGAAACCACCAGUGGGGGAACCGACGUGGAGACGAGCUAUCUGGACUUGCCAGAACUUGGUGAUUCCGUUCAUGGCAAGAGUAUAUCAGAACUUAACGAUCCUGUUCGUGUCGAAGAGUUAGAUGGAAGUAUGAGCAUAUUGUCCGAAAUGGGAACUAAUGAUGAACCGAGGGCAGAACUGGAGGGAAGCUGA
Eremomyces bilateralis CBS 781.70 is the source of this 753-nucleotide messenger RNA. RefSeq lists its product as uncharacterized. The record is from RefSeq and is a predicted model, not a curated record. Lineage: Eukaryota; Fungi; Ascomycota; Dothideomycetes; Eremomycetales; Eremomycetaceae. The transcript is spliced from 3 exons. Bases 1 to 753 code for a protein of 250 amino acids.